Bufo gargarizans (Asiatic toad) is the source of this 933-nucleotide messenger RNA. Its product is annotated as gastrula zinc finger protein XlCGF17.1-like. The record is from RefSeq and is a predicted model, not a curated record. Gene Ontology annotation, biological process: negative regulation of transcription by RNA polymerase II. The coding region runs from base 1 to 933 and encodes 310 amino acids. Gene Ontology annotation, molecular function: DNA-binding transcription repressor activity, RNA polymerase II-specific. Lineage: Eukaryota; Metazoa; Chordata; Amphibia; Anura; Bufonidae. The transcript has a single exon.
AUGUCUGUAAAUUCUGAAUAUGGGAAAGAUUUUGAAAAUAAUGCUAAUCUUUCUGUGCACAAAGAAAUUCAAAAAGAUGAAUUGUCAUUUUUAUGUUCUGAAAGAGAGAAAACUUUUAAUGUGAUAUCAAGUGUUGCUGAAAAUCUGAGAAAUCAAACAGGACAAAAUACAUAUUCAUGUUUAGAAUGUGGGAAGUGUUUCAGAAACAGUUCAAGUCUUGGGGCGCAUCAGAGAAUUCACACAGGAGUAAAGGCAUUUUCAUGUCCUGAAUGUGGGAAAUGUUUCAAUCUGAAAGCAUAUCUUAAUAAACAUCUGAGAGCUCACACAGGAGAGAAGCCAUAUCCAUGUUCUGAAUGUGAGAAAUGUUUUAAUAGGAAAGAACAUCUUCAUACACAUCUGAGAACUCACACAGGAGAGAAACCAUAUUCAUGUUCUGAAUGUGAUAAAUGUUUUAAUCAGAAAGUAAGUCUUUAUAAACAUCUGAGAGCUCACACAGGAGAGAAGCCAUAUUCAUGUCCUGAAUGUGGGACAUGUUUUAAUCAGAAAGCACAUCUUAAUAAACAUCUGAGAGCUCACACAGGGGAGAAGCCAUAUCCAUGUUCUGAAUGUGAGAAAUGUUUUAGUAGGAAAGAACUUCUUGAUACACAUCUGAGAACUCACACAGGAGAGAAACCAUAUUCAUGUCCUGAAUGUGAGAAAUGUUUUGCUUAUAAAUCAACUUAUAAAAUACAUCAGAAAAUGCAUACAGGAGAGAAACCAUUGCCAUGUCCUGUAUGUGAGAAAUGUUUUACUCAGAAAGAAAGUCUUGAUACACAUCUGAGAAUUCAUACAGGAGAGAAACCAUUUUCAUGCACUGAAUGUGGAAAGUGUUUUACUGAGAAAUCAAGUUUUGGAAGACACCUAAGAAGUCACACAAGAGAGAAGCCUAUUUAA